Linum trigynum is the source of this 3092-nucleotide messenger RNA. The record is from the annotation of a GenBank genome assembly. Lineage: Eukaryota; Viridiplantae; Streptophyta; Magnoliopsida; Malpighiales; Linaceae.
AUCACAAAAUAGACCAACAAACAUCACAAAUCCAGCACUGUCGUCGGAAAAUACUUUUACGCCGUCACUAGUCGUUGGAAAGUCUCCUCCGAGCAGUAGAAAAUCUCUCUCUGGGGGGAAUUCAGGUGGGGAGUAUUUUGACAAGAGUCCCAAGCGCACAAGUCGCCGGAAAGGACGGGGACGGAAGCCGCCGUAAGGCGUGGGAAAAGUUCCCGGCGUCGGAAAAAUUUUCAGGCCGUGGAGUCUUUUGACAAAAGUCCCAAGCGCACAAGCCGUCGGAAAGGACGGGGACGGAAGCCGCCGGAAGGGACGGGACGGGAAAAGUUCUCGGUGUCGAAAAAAAUUUCAGGCCGCGCGGAGGGAAUUGUAAAGCAGCUGUAGGAAGGGACAGAGACGGGAUAAUUUUUUAUUUUAUUCAUUUUAUAAUUAUAAAUUAAAAUAAUUAUGCAAUUACUAAAUUACCCUUCAUUCAUUUAGAUUAAUCUGAACCAUUAGAUUUUAAUGAGGUGGAAGGGUUGAGAUUUACUUAGUCAUGUGACUAAGACACCUAGUGAUGGCAAUUUCAACCCGCCCUGCGGGUAUUACCCGACCUUAUCCGCGAUGAGGCGGGUAUUACCCGACCCGCAGUAGCGUGGGGCGGGACAUGGGUAUCUACUUCCAACCCGCCCUGCCCCGUUCUAGACUCAUUUUAUCUCAAUUUCUUACAAUAUCUAUACAUAUUUCUCUUAUUUUGACUUUUCUUCAACUAGUUAGAGUCGAUCUUUCAACUUGUUAGACUCAAUUAUCCAUUAUAUUAUCAAUAUUUUUCAUUUUUAAAGUGUUUUUCCUACGUUUUAUUGUAAAAAGUAAAAUUUACUUGUAUUUUUUUUUGAACAACAUGUAAGAGUGGGUCGACCCGCCCGCCCCGUUCCCGCACGGGUUUUACCCGCCCCGACCGUAGUAGCAUCGGGCGGGGCAUGGGAAUUGAGGUACCCGCCCUGCCCCGCCCCAUUGCCAUCACUAAAGACACCUCCUUUAGUCACCUGAUCUUAGCCCCUAAAUGAGUUGACACUCAAUUCAAAUCCAACUCUACCCAAAGUAGGGAUGGACACGUGGGUGGUUAAUCCGCGGAUUGACAUCGAUCCACCCGCAAAUAACCCGACCCGCACGCAAUGGGUGAUUGAUGUGGGUGGAUUGCGGAUUGUAAAAUCUCCCACCCGCACUUAUGUGGGUGGAUGGUGGGUGGAUUGCGGGUCACCCGUAUGACCCGCGUCCUAUUUUUACAUGGGAAAAUGUUGUUUCUUAUAGUAUCGAAUAUUUAUCAUAUUUUCGAACUACACUAUAGUCUGACCAACUUCAAAAAGUGGAGAAUAAAGAAUAGUUUUGACACAAUCAAAAUAAAAAUUAUUCAUACAAUCUUACUAAUCUGCUAUGAACUUAUUAUAAAUGUUAGUCAAUUUUCUUAAUGGCUAGUUGGAGAAUUGCUUUUGCGGGUUAACCAGCGACCCAACCGCACCCAUCUGUCACCCACCCAACCCAACCCACAUAAGUAUGUGAGUGGAUUGCGGGUCACAUAUUCCAACCCACUAGUAAGUGGGUGGGUCAAUUUUAGACCAAAAUCCACCCAACUCGCCCAUUGCCCACCCCUAACCCAAAGUGAUCUAUUAAGAAGAGAAAACAUGGCGAAAGCCUAACUUUGGACCAAAACAUUAGCUCAUUCCUUUCCAAACAAAAAGAUCCCCAUUUUCAUCUUGGUAAGUGGUAACAAGGAAGCCAACAUUGUCCCAUUUGAGGUUGUGUUAUAGAACGCGCUUCUUCUUUUGUUUCUGCCAUUGAAACAUUCCAACUCAGCCAACAACAUUACUGGUCAAUGCCUCCAUUGUUCAUCCAUCUAAGCACCGUCCCUGUCAGUGUUAAAAUUGAAAACCCCAUUAGCCUAAACAAUGGAAGGAACCAUCAAAGAAAGCAGCCACCGCAAAACCUAAUAAUAACAAAACCCAUCAUUUAGAAAAGAAAAGUCUCCUAUCCUAUCAUUCCCCUCCCCUGUUUCUCUGGCCCCUGUUUUUUCUCCCUUCUGAUUAUCCCUCCCCUGUUUUUUUUCUCACUUCAUUUCCCCUCAACUUUUGGUUUUCAGGCCUCCUCCGAUCCAACUUCCUCUCUUUCCCCGCCUUCCUCCCCCUCCGGCCGCCUGCAGCCAGCCACCAUGAUGGCGGCGGCACUGCAAUCCGACCAGAUCCAGCAAUUGAAGGACAUCUUCAUGCGGUUCGACAUGGACUCCGACGGCAGCAUCACCCACCUGGAGCUCGCCGCCCUCCUCCGCUCCCUCGGCCUCAAACCCACCGGCGACCAGCUCCACUCCCUCCUCUCCAACAUCGACGCCAACGGCAACGGCUACGUCGAGUUCGACGAGCUCGUCUCCGCCAUCCUCCCGGACAUCAACGAGGAGGUCCUCAUCAACCAGGAGCAGCUCCUCGAGGUCUUCCGGUCCUUCGACCGCGACGGAAACGGCUACAUCACCGCCGCCGAGCUCGCUGGAUCCAUGGCCAAGAUGGGCCACCCGCUUUCCUACAAGGAGCUGUCGGAGAUGAUGUGCCAGGCCGACACCAAUGGGGACGGCGUCCUCAGUUUCCAGGAGUUCGCCAACAUCCUCGCCAGAUCCGCCGCUGAUUUUCUCGGCCUCGCCGUCAAGUGAUCACCGUCGCCGUCGCUGCCGGCGGUUUUCUAGAUCGUGGAGGGGGGGAAGAAGGGGAUGAAGAAAAAAAGAAAAAAAACAGAGGAACAGGAUGGUUGGAUCAAGUGUAUCAUAAUGAAUUAACCUUUUACAUUUUCUCAUCAUUCUCUUCAAUUUUUUUCUUGUUUUGUUCUCCAGGCUAAUUUUCUGUGUACAGAGGAAAAGGAAAAAAAAUUGAUGGUGAUUAAUGAACGCUUAAUCUUAAUUGUGUUUUGUUUUUCUCCUUAAUUACUUUAGUUACCUCCCUUGAAUGUUGUUCUUAACUUCAUAACGAUAGAAUCCAGUUUUGAAGUUUUCCGUAUACGAGAAUACAGACACGUACGUUCGAGCCUAUGUAUUUGCGCAAAGAAAUCGAACAAAUUUAUAAAAGCUAAGUGUUUUG